This is a messenger RNA of Microthlaspi erraticum, 1296 nucleotides long. Lineage: Eukaryota; Viridiplantae; Streptophyta; Magnoliopsida; Brassicales; Brassicaceae. The record is from the annotation of a GenBank genome assembly.
AUGGAGAAAGAACGGACUCUAGUACGAGAAGAUGGCUCAAAACCCUCACCGUCAAAAUCUUCCGGCAACAUCAAUUCCCACAUGCACUACAACCUUUACUUCAAGGGCUUGAUAAGGGAAGAAACAACAGGUUUAUUGGCAGGGUUUGGCGUUGCGAUAUGCGACGAAGAUGAUAAUCUCUUGUUUCAGACGAAAGGAUCACUUCAUGAAUCUUCCAUUACAGCUUUGGAGGCUGAGCUUACGGCACUGAAGCAAGGACUAACCCAAGCCGUGGGUUUGGGGAUCAAUCAUAUCUUCAUCAACUGUGAUUAUCUACCGGUUUUCAAAUUGGUCAUGGGACGAUCUGCGCCUGAGAAAGUCAGAAUUGCUUUACUUAUGGAUGAUGUGCAACGCAUCAGACAACAACUGAGAUCUAGCAUCGCUGUUCUGAUGACUGAAAAUCAAACAAAGUUUGCUUAUAACCUCGCAAUGGAAACAGUAGUUUCUGAAAUCAGCAUAAGUAUCCCUCCUGCUCAGAAGAGUACUACUUGCUGUAUCUGUUUCGAUGAUGGUUUAGAGGAUGAUCAGAUGUUCUCUGUUGCUUUAUGUGGUCACCAAUUCUGCAUGGAGUGCAUGAAACGAUAUAUAGAAGUGGCACUACUCGAAGGAAGUGCACUAGGAUGUCCUCAUUAUCAAUGCGAGUCUAAGCUAACUCCUGGAAGCUGUGUCAAUCUUUUGACACCUAAAUUAGGAGAGAUGUGGGAACGAAGGAUCGAAGAGGAAUCGGUUCCUGUGGCAGACAGAGUUUACUGCCCAGACCAGAGAUGCUCGUCAUUAAUGUCGGUAGCCGAGCUCUCUAAAUCUAUUAAUCAAGAAGAUGGAUCUAUGAGUUGUUGUGUUAAAUGCGGUAAGCCCUUUUGCAUCAACUGCAAAGUUGCAUGGCAUAGUAACUUGUCGUGCGACGAUUACAAGAGAUUAGGUCCAAAUCCUACGGAAAAUGAUAUGAAGCUCAUAUCUCUAGCAAACCAGAAAAAGUGGCGUCAAUGUGGAAAGUGCAAACAUAUGGUCGAACGUUCGGUAGGAUGCAUUCAAAUGACUUGCAGGUGUGGGUAUUCGUUUUGCUACAAAUGUGGAGACGAAUGGAAAGAAGGAGGUUGCCCUCACCGAUUUAAUGACAUAAAACAGCUCCGCUCUUACUUGCAGGAGGUGCAAUUUGUCUUCCAACCUAGAGAUUGUAAUAGUGUGGCAGAUAGAGUAGCGAAGGAAGCUCUUUCAAUUGAGAUUGAUGCUCCUAAGGUGUACUCUAUAGUGCCAUAA